Jatropha curcas is the source of this 4360-nucleotide messenger RNA. NCBI's taxonomy places the organism in Eukaryota, Viridiplantae, Streptophyta, Magnoliopsida, Malpighiales, Euphorbiaceae. The record is from RefSeq and is a predicted model, not a curated record.
CACAAAUUUGUGUGUACCUCAAGCACUCUUCGUCAUCCAGUUGAUAACGACAAAUAAUAAUAUCCAUCGUCUUCUUCUUCUUCUUCAGUGGCAUCUGUACAAAGUGUUAUGAUGGGUACUCAUUUGUUGGGUUCCAAAUUGGCCUAGAAGUAACUAAAUAAGACAAGAAGAAUCAGGACUCACUUCCUUUACAACUCUCCAUCUCCUGAUUGGACUUUCGUUUGAUUUUCUUACUCUCGAAUGGGUUGCUUUCUGUUGACGCUUGUAAUCGGCGAACAUGCAACAAUUGUGUAUUCAUACAGAAUGGGCUCUAAUUGACACACGUCAAUGGCAACCUGUUGCAGAAGGUUACAACACUGCUAACUCUUUUUCUUUUUACGGAACAACCACUAUAAGUGAAGGACUUCAUAAUUAAUUUUUGAAAAUUGAAAUCCCCACGUAUUAAUUUCCCUAGAACUCAGGUACCCAAAUGAAAAUACAACGAUAGUAUCAGAAAAGUCUGAAAAAACUGGCAUCAGGGAAAGGAAAGGAACUAAGGAAGGGAGGGGAACAGCAUAUCUUAAUCUAACUAGAGAUUCGUUGUGCCGAAACUCAGACUAUUCUUUUCAAAGAAGCAAAGAAAAAGGCGCAUAAUUGUAAUUUUGAAACGAAGAGAUUUGGCAAACCUCUCCCUUUCGUUGAUGAAUGAUGAAUCGAUGAAUUUAUAAUAUCUCUCCCCUUUCUAUUAUGAAUUUGGACUUUUGGAGCAUCAAAUUCUCUGCCUAUCUCCAUAUUAAUUAUGCUCCAAUUCAUCUAUUUCAUAUGUUUAGUUUAUGGAUUUUGAUUUUGAUUUAGAUAAGAUUUGUUUAUUUAUAUUAAAUUUUAAAUAAUAUAUCAUUUUAAUUCGUAUAUUUUAUAUUUUAAAAUCUUCAUAAAGUCCGGCCGCAUGCAUUUUAUGCAAAUUGGGUUGGUCAAUUCCUCUCUGUUUCUGCACUUGCUAAACCCUCCCGCCUAAACCCUGAGAACCGGCAUUCUUUUUUCAGCCCUAUCGCCUUACCCGAAUGACCAAAAUACUCUUAACGGCCCUUCUCUCUCGCUCUAUGCGCUCUUUAUCCUCCCUUCCGUUCAAUCCCAUUUUCCCUUCCAAUUUUCAAUCUCAUAAUCUACUCUGUGUCAUCUCCAGAUUCAUGUCUUCUUCCUCCGACGAUCUUGAAGGAUUGUUUGAUCCUGAGGAUCCUAUGUCUCUUGAUAAUUCCCGGAUGGAGUCCAUUUCCAGUAAAGAAUUCUCCUUUUUACGCGAUUCUUUACUGGAGUCGAAGUUUGAUACAGGUAAACGCUCAAAUGACGCCGUUUUGAUUUCAAAUGCGAUUUUGAAUAAUGAUGAUGGGUUUGGGAGCAAAACCCAGAAAUUUCUUAGACAAUUUAGGGAAAAAUUGAGCGAAUCUUUGGUAGCUGAGGUUUUGAAUUUAGUAAAAAACCCUGAAUUGGGUAUUAAGUUCUUUAUAUGGGCUGGCAGGCAAAUUGGGUACAGUCACACUCAGGCUGUGUAUAAUGCGCUGUUAGAAAUGAUUGAGAGUACUAACAACAAUAGUAAUGAUAGAAUACCAGAACAAUUUUUGCGCGAAAUUAAGGAUGAGGACAAGGAAGUUCUUGGGAAGUUGCUUAAUGUUUUGAUUCGUAAGUAUUGUCAAAAUGGUUUGUGGAAUGCAGCAUUGGAAGAAUUAGGCAGACUUAAGGAUUUUGGGUACAAGGCUUCAAGAUUAACUUAUAAUGCUUUAGUUAUUGUGUUUUUAAGAGCUGAAAAAUUAGACACAGCUUAUUUGGUUCAUAGGGAGAUGUCAAACUUGGGGUAUAGCAUGGAUAGCUUUACUUUGGGUUGUUUUGCUCAUUCUCUUUGUAAAGCAGGGAAGUGGAGGGAUGCUUUGACAUUAAUUGAGAAAGAAGAAUUUGUGCCUGAUACAAUUCUUUAUACCAAGAUGAUAUCUGGGUUAUGUGAAGCUUCUCUUUUUGAAGAAGCUAUGGAUUUUUUGAAUAGGAUGCGGGCGAAUUCUUGUAUUCCUAACGUUGUGACAUAUAGGAUUUUGCUUUGUGGAUGUUUGAGAAAAAAACAGCUUGGUAGGUGUAAAAGAAUAUUAAGUUUGAUGAUUAUGGAAGGUUGUUUUCCAAGUCCUGGAAUUUUUAAUUCUCUUGUUCAUGCUUACUGCAGAUCAAGAGACUACUCUUAUGCAUAUAAGUUGCUCAAGAAAAUGGUGAAAUGUGGGUGCCAGCCAGGUUAUGUGGUUUACAAUAUAUUGAUUGGUGGUAUUUGUGGCAAUGAAGACUUGCCUAGUAUGGAUGUUUUAGAGCUGGCUGAGACAGCCUAUAGUGAAAUGCUUGAGGUGGGGGUUGUAUUGAAUAAGGUCAAUGUCAGCAAUUUUGCAAGAUGUCUUUGUGGUGUUGGAAAAUUUGAGAAGGCAUUUAAUGUUAUUCGUGAAAUGAUGAGUAAAGGCUUUAUACCUGAUAUUGGCACAUAUUCCAAAGUCAUUGGUUAUCUGUGCAAUGCAUCCAAAAUAGAGAAGGCUUUUCUAUUGUUUCAAGAAAUGAAAAGAAAUAGUAUUACUCCUGAUGUUUAUACACAUACGAUAUUACUGGAUAGUUUUUGUAAAUCUGGUCUAAUAGAACAGGCUCGCAAGUGGUUUGAUGAAAUGCAAAGAGAUGGUUGUACCCCAAAUGUGGUUACUUAUACUGCCCUUAUACACGGUUAUCUUAAAGCGAGGAAGGUGUCAUGUGCAAAUGAAAUUUUUGAGAUGAUGUUGUCCAAAGGUUGUGUUCCUAAUAUUGUCACAUAUACAGCUCUAAUUGAUGGUCAUUGUAAAGCUGGAAAGAUUGAAAAAGCCUGCCAGAUUUAUGCGAGAAUGAAGAACGAUAGUGCAGAUAUCCCUGAUGUAGAUAUGUAUUUCAGGGUAGUUGACAAUGACUCCAAAGAACCAAAUGUUUUUACAUAUGGAGCUCUGAUAGAUGGUUUGUGCAAAGCCCACAAAGUCAAAGAAGCACGGGAUUUACUAGAAGCUAUGUCAGUUGAAGGAUGUGAACCAAAUCAGAUAAUAUAUGAUGCUCUAAUAGAUGGAUUUUGCAAGGUUGGUAAACUAGACGAAGCACAAGAAGUGUUUACCAAGAUGUUGGAUUGUGGAUAUGCCCCAAAUGUGUAUACUUAUGGCUCUUUGAUUGACAGGUUGUUUAAGGAUAAAAGGCUGGAUCUCGCAUUAAAAGUCUUGUCCAAAAUGCUAGAAAAUUCAUGUGCUCCCAAUGUUGUUGUUUACACUGAGAUGAUAGAUGGUUUAUGUAAAGUUGGCAAGACAGAUGAAGCCUACAAGCUUAUGCUUAUGAUGGAAGAAAAGGGGUGUCAUCCAAAUGUUGUGACUUAUACUGCAAUGAUUGAUGGCUUUGGGAAAGCAGGUAAAGUUGAAAAAUGCCUUGACUUGUUGCAGCAAAUGGGUUCCAAGGGCUGUGCUCCAAAUUUUGUCACCUAUAGGGUUUUGAUAAAUCACUGUUGUGCUUCUGGCCUCUUAGAUGAGGCUCACAAACUUUUAGAAGAGAUGAAGCAGACUUACUGGCCAAAACACAUAUCAAUAUAUCGCAAGGUCAUUGAAGGUUUCAGCCAUGAAUUCAUUGCAUCUCUUGGUCUUUUAGUUGAACUGAGUGAAGAUAAUUCAGUACCAAUAAUCCCGGUUUAUAAACUUUUGAUUGAUAAUUUUAUCAAGGCUGGAAGGUUGGAGAUGGCUCUAGAGCUGCUUGAGGAGAUGUCAUCAUUUUCGUCAUCUUCAGCUGCCUACCAGAGUACAUGUAUUUCUCUGAUUGAGAGCUGUUCACUUGCAUGCAAAGUUGACAAAGCUUUUAAGUUGUAUGCAGACAUGAUUAGUAGGGGCUGUGCUCCAGAGCUAAGCAUAUUAGUUUACCUUAUCAAGGGGCUUCUAAGAGUUAACAAGUGGGAAGAAGCUAUGCAACUGUCAGAUAGCAUAUGUCGGAUGGAUAUCCAGUGGGUUCAAGAAAAGCAGAAAGCUGAUGCAAAUUAGUUUUUGCCGUAAAUCUAUAUCGACUUGAUUUAGAAAUCCAAUGAUUAAUGGUGCAGUAACUAAGUGCUUUGCAUAGAGGUUGACUUGCAAUUGUGAUGGCUCCAUGUGCAUCAUCAAGUGUCAGAUGUGGCAGCAUGUUCUUGAUGUUAGAAAUGGUAUUAGCUAUGCAUGUAUAUUAUUUGGAGAACAAGUAUCCUCAGCAUCUAUUGUUGCCUCGUGAUGAUAUUCAGAAAAAGCCAUCCAUCUUACCAGAAAUUAAUGGAGGGAAAAGUCAGUCCAGAUUAGCAACUUCUUUGGGCUCAGUAUCAUAUUAGAAAAGGCUUUUCAGG